CUUCCGUAGUAAAUCCCCUUCCCCCUGUCUCCUGCUCCUCACAGCAUGGAUCCUUUCUCCAACUUUAUGUCGGUCUUAUAGUCAUAGUUUUCCACUGCCUUGACAGUAACAGUCUUCGUCUGGAUUCCGUUACCUCACCUGGUGACUAUGUUUACCACCACCGGUUCUCGGGGCCUGUACAAGGCUCCUCUGUCUAAAGGCCUCCUGCUGGUUCUCAAUGGGCUGACUGUGAUGCUCCUCCUGCUGCCACAGUACCAAGAGCUGUUAGUGUACAACCUGCAGGCUGUCACACAGCAGCACCAGGUGUGGAGUUUGUUGUUUGGCAGGCUGGUCUGUCUAGACGUGAAGGACUCCUUCUGUAGCAGCCUGCUCAUUUACAACUUCCGCAUCUUCGAGAGGAGGUUUGGCACCAGGAAGUUUGCCUCCUUCCUGUUGGGCACUUGGUGUAUCUCUGCUCUGAUGGACUUCCUGCUGGCCCAGGCUUUCCAGUUUCUGUUUGACUAUGAGGUGGAGGAACUGCCUGCAGGACUGCUCGCUCCAGUCUUCUCUCUGUUUGUGCCUUUCUACCGGUUGAUCCCCAGGGUGCCAGUCACCCAGGUCCUGGGCCACAUCCACAUCACCAACAAGUCUCUGGUCUACAUAGUGGGCCUGCAGCUGUUGACCUCCAGUCCCUUCAUGUGGCUCCUUGCACUCAGUGGACUGAUCUCCGGUGCCCUGUACCACUCCAAUGUUCUCUGGUUACAGAAGCUCCUCUUCGUACCCGCCUGGGUGUCUUUUAUUGGACGGUAUAUUCUGGAGCCGAUCUUCUCAAGCUCCCAACCGAGCAGUGAGACACCCGUGGGUAUGGGUGCAACUCUGGACAUCCAGAGGCAGCAAAGGAUGGACGUGCUGGACCAGCAGCUGCUGCUGGCCCAAUACAACGAGUCCAGAAGGAACAACAGACCACAGCCACAGUCUGGGUUGCUACAGUGGACCAGGUUUUUCCCCUCCCUGAGACAAAGAGGACAGAACCGCCCCCCGGUCCAACCCCGUCCCGAGGCUCAGACGCCCCCACCCACACAGUCCCCUCUGUUGGAAAACUCUCCUGUUGUAGAGGAGCAAGUUGCUCUGUUAGUGGAAAUGGGCUUUUCCAGGACUGAUGCCCUUGAGGCCCUUAGAGCUUCAAACAAUGACAUCAACAUGGCAACUAACUUCCUCUUGCAACACUGAGUGAGAGAGAGAAAAAAAAAAAAACAGAAUUGAAUGUGGACAGAGAGAGAAAACGGGAAGAGAAGCAACCAAAGCAGAGGAGCAAAAAGCAAAACGCAGAGAGUGAAAGACCCGUGAAUGAUGGACAAUUUUGUACAGAUAAUCUGAAGUCUGUGGCACUGCCCGCUGAAGCAGUUGUUAAGCUGACUCAACCUGAACCGAGCCCGGUUGCAGGCUGAUUAUUGAAGAGGUGUGAAGCACAAAGUGUAAGACGUUUGCGUCAUAGCUUUCUGAUGGCCGUCGUGGUGUGAAACAGGCGCUGUAGCUCCAGGCAGACAAGUUAGUCCCUUUAACUCUGAGGGGUUCCCUAUGGAAAAUAUAGAGAAAGCAAACAGGAGUAUUUAGUGCAGUGGAGGGAAUAUAAAGUGGGUUAUUUCAUUAAAACGACUGAAAAACACAAAUCAGCUGAGAUCCAACCCACCGUCUCCACAGAGAUACCAACUAACAAUAAUAGUUUUUAAUAACCCACUGUCAUGUUCUGCCACUCUGCCUCCUACUUCUACUGUGUGACCGCCAUCUUAUAUCCUGAUGACGGGUUAGAGGUGAUAAGUAUGACAUGGAAAACAGAUAAAGAACAAGGUACACAAGGUUUUGGAGACAUUAAGUCGUGCUUUCAUCUCAUUUGGAUAAAGUAAAAGACUUUAUGUUUGGGAUUUCAGUCCAUCCACUCUUAGUUUUUUGUUUUUCAAUAAAACUGAGGAGUGAAAAUAUUAAGCAGCGCCUGCUAGAAGUUAGUUUUUUUACUCCACAAGGAGGUGUCCAUGAAUCCAUGAACAAUAUCACCUACUUUACCAUGGUUUUAUUACACAGCCGGUAUUUCUUUAUGUUGGCAGUGCUUUGUGGAAUUCGCCGGGCUCAACCCUUUCCUGCUUGAUAUGUGUUAUUGAAGCAGUUAGCCUGCUUGACAGCUACUGUAGGAGCCAGAUUUCUUCCAUUUGUAACUCCAGCUAUCUCAGGAUCUAUGAGGCGACUGCUUCUGUAAAUUACAUAAUCACAUUUACGGACGUGAGUGCCCACGCACACAUGCACAGUAGCCCUUAAAAGGAGGAGGUCAUGUUCCCACAGCCUUGACUGUCAUCGUUUUCAUGCAUUCACUCCUCAAGGUUGUUUUCUAUUCUGUCUUAACUGAGUUAGAGUCUUUUCUCUGCCAACACAUGUCUGAAUCAUAGCUGCUCUUCAAAGACAGAUUGAUAUUUAUUAUGCAAUAUCAUGACAAAGUGAAAUUUAUGGAGACUAUGCACUGCAUAGAAACAUAGAAACCACUUUGUGUAAAUAAACGUGCAAACAUUUUGUGCAAGAGAAGUAACAUUUCAGCCGCUAUGUAUUGAUGUCAAAGACAGAUGCUAGUUUUAUAUUUGUGCAUAAUAAUAUUGAUAAUUUAUAACCACUGAGAUGAGUCUGUCAUAUGUCAGUGAUAUAAUAGUCUAUGGGUGUGAUGAGGGAGUUGUUGCAUGGACAACUUUCUUAUGAACUGUAAUGAAUCAUAUUUUAUCUGUGGAAUAAAUCAAUUUGCAGACGGAAUUAAUUUUGGCCCAUAAAAGGUUUGCAUCAUGGCACUGACAUGUUUGUAAAUAACAGUCUAUGGUGAUGUCUGUAUUGCUUAUCACACUGUAAUGCAUGCUGGUACGGAGUUUGCUGAGUGUUCAUUUUAUCUGCUACCACCACCCACAAUUUCUAAUUUUCAAAGUGGAGAAUGCAAUGCAGCCAAAGCCAAGUAUUAUAAUUCACAGAGAUUCAUUUUUGGAAAAUACAAAUACAAAAUUUCAUGAACAUUCUCUAAUGGCUUCAAUAUGAUUACCAGUUUGCAGGGAAUCACUAUGUCGUUGUGGUUCUAGUUUUAGACACAUGAUGGCACUCUUGUGAUAAGAUAAGACAUGGGUUCAUUUGUAUUAAGAGAAAAUGUUAAAUCACAGCACAGUAUGAGCAAUGUACGGGAAAUGAAAACUGAGAUUAUCAUUAAGACUGGCUUUUAAAAGUGAAAUUAAUGUAAUGGCUUGAUAAAAUACCCUGUGUCAACUAGGGAAAAAAAUGAAAA
Messenger RNA from Anoplopoma fimbria (sablefish), 3283 nucleotides. It is a transcript of the gene ubac2, whose product is annotated as UBA domain containing 2. NCBI's taxonomy places the organism in Eukaryota, Metazoa, Chordata, Actinopteri, Perciformes, Anoplopomatidae. The coding region runs from base 148 to 1209 and encodes 353 amino acids. The record is from RefSeq and is a predicted model, not a curated record. Gene Ontology annotation, molecular function: serine-type endopeptidase activity; protein binding. The transcript is spliced from 10 exons.